Molecule: messenger RNA, 1230 nt
Organism: Cryptococcus wingfieldii CBS 7118
Lineage: Eukaryota; Fungi; Basidiomycota; Tremellomycetes; Tremellales; Cryptococcaceae
Exons: 2
Coding region: 1-1230 (409 amino acids)
Source: RefSeq, a predicted model, not a curated record
AUGCUCCUUCGGAACCGCCAGUACACCGCAAACCCCCCAAACAAGAUCUCAAAGAAGCGCAGCACCGCCACCCACCCCCAAGAAGAAGAUGUCCCCACCUCGCCCCUGCCCAGCUUCUUCACCCGCCUCCCACCCGAGAUCGGUGCCAUAAUAUACGACCAUAUCAAGCUCUCAGCAUCGAAAUCCGACAUCAUCAAUCUCUGUUGUACGAGCGAGACGACGUAUCUCACUUUCGUCUCGGUUCUGUACGAAUCUGUCAGGCUGAGUGAUCGUAAUGUGCGAGCGUUCUUUGGGGAUCUGUGUAAUGAUAGACCGGUAUCCAUUCUGUGCCCACGGCCGGGGAUGGAUGCAGACGUGCUUCAGCGAUGCUUACCUCUCAUCUCAUCGAGGCUACUGCGAAAGUUUAUCACUUUCAACCCCUACAUCCAACUCGUCACUCUAGGCUUCGAAAGCCCUUCCCCCGAACUGCUCCAAAGCACCUCCUGCCUCUUCAAAAAGAUCCUCCUCUGCCGCUUUAUCAAAACCAUCAUCAUCGAAGACCUCGCCGCCUGCCACUUCUUCCGCCACUUUUCCGAUCUCGUAUACAAACGCUUUCGCCGCUUCCCCUUCUAUGAACCCGAAGAGAGCGUCUACCCCGCCAUCGAGUUCGGCUUCGAGCACGUCGAAUGGCUGGUAUUCAGUAAGAGCUUUACGGAGGAUGUGGAGAAGCAGUGGAACGAUGGAGGAGCAGCGAUGCGGACGGAGAGAUGGUAUUGGGCAGAAGUGACGGUGCGGCAUGUGGCGCCUCGCCGCGUUUGCGCUUGGGCGUUUACGGAUGAUAGGGCGCAUAUGGUCUCGGAGCUCGGGGUGGGGUGGACGAGCAACAGGCCGCAGUUGAAGCAGUUUGUGCUUCACAAUGCGCAUUUCUGUACCGAGCUUUUCCCACUGCCGGCGGAGCAUAUCGAGUAUUAUCUGCAGCCGGAGAAGGCGGGGUGUUCGCAUGUGCAGUCGAUAUCGAAUGGUCUGCCUUAUAUGUUUUCUGUACCUGGUACCGACCGACAUCAUGAUAUUCACGGCAUACGACGUCUCGAGAUCCACAACGCCAGUAUCACCCAACAACAAGUCGUCGACAUCCUCGCCAGAUCUCACGAUUCAGCAUCCAAAGAUUGGAGCCAGUGGAAAGGGACUCUAGUGGUCGAUGGGAAGGGAUUACCGGCGAAGAGCUGUGAUGGAUGUGAGUUAGAGGCGUGA